This is a messenger RNA of Saccoglossus kowalevskii, 1687 nucleotides long. Its product is annotated as tubulin alpha-1A chain-like. Lineage: Eukaryota; Metazoa; Hemichordata; Enteropneusta; Harrimaniidae. The record is from RefSeq and is a predicted model, not a curated record. Gene Ontology annotation, biological process: microtubule-based process. Gene Ontology annotation, molecular function: structural constituent of cytoskeleton; GTP binding. Gene Ontology annotation, cellular component: microtubule.
AUGCAUAUCAAUACACAUUGGUCAGGCUGGCGUCCAAAUCGGCAAUGCAUGCUGGGAGUUAUACUGUCUGGAACAUGGUAUCCAACCUGAUGGCCAGAUGCCAAGUGACAAGACCAUUGGCGGCGGCGACGAUUCUUUCAAUACUUUCUUCAGUGAGACUGGAGCUGGGAAACACGUGCCACGUGCAGUGUUUGUCGAUCUGGAACCGACAGUAGUGGAUGAAGUACGGACUGGUACAUACCGUCAAUUAUUUCACCCUGAAGAACUUAUCACUGGAAAGGAAGACGCCGCUAACAACUAUGCUCGAGGUCACUAUACAAUUGGCAAAGAGAUAGUCGACCUGGUCUUAGAUAGAAUACGAAAACUGGCCGAUCAAUGUACAGGUCUUCAAGGAUUCUUGAUCUUCCACAGCUUCGGUGGUGGCACUGGUUCUGGUUUCACGUCUCUCCUUAUGGAAAGACUCUCGGUUGACUAUGGCAAGAAGUCAAAGUUAGAGUUCGCUGUCUACCCAGCUCCGCAAGUGGCAACUGCUGUAGUAGAGCCAUACAAUUCGAUUCUGACCACCCAUACCACCCUGGAGCACUCCGACUGUGCCUUCAUGGUUGACAACGAGGCCAUCUACGAUAUUUGUCGUCGAAAUUUGGACAUCGAACGUCCAACCUACACCAAUCUCAACCGUCUGAUUGGUCAAAUCGUCUCUUCCAUCACCGCUUCACUGCGAUUUGAUGGCGCCCUCAACGUCGAUUUGACGGAAUUUCAGACCAAUCUGGUACCUUAUCCACGUAUCCAUUUCCCGUUGGCUACCUACGCUCCUGUGAUUUCUGCCGAGAAAGCCUAUCACGAGCAACUUACAGUAGCAGAAAUCACAAAUGCCUGCUUCGAGCCUGCCAACCAGAUGGUCAAAUGUGACCCGCGUCACGGAAAGUACAUGGCCUGCUGUAUGCUGUACCGGGGCGAUGUGGUGCCCAAAGACGUCAACGCUGCUAUUGCUACCAUCAAGACCAAACGUACCAUCCAGUUCGUCGACUGGUGUCCAACGGGCUUUAAAGUUGGUAUCAACUACCAACCACCAACCGUUGUUCCCGGUGGAGACUUGGCUAAAGUGCAGCGUGCUGUUUGUCUACUGAGCAACACUACCGCUAUUGCAGAAGCUUGGGCCAGACUUGAUCAUAAAUUCGAUUUGAUGUACGCCAAGCGUGCUUUCGUCCACUGGUAUGUCGGUGAAGGUAUGGAGGAAGGAGAGUUCUCCGAGGCGCGUGAAGAUCUUGCGGCUUUGGAGAAGGAUUACGAGGAAGUCGGUGUAGAUUCUGUUGAAGGCGAAGGCGAGGAAGAAGGCGAAGAAUAUUAAGAAAACAAAAUAACACUAAAUUUGGGUAAAAUGUUAUCAGCGGGGAAACAGCGAACUUUUCAACUAUAUAAAUAAUAAUAUUCUCAAUGUCUAUUCUUCAUUAUUCGAGCACAUUGUCAUUAAAUGGUGAUCACCGGUCGAACAGAUCGGGCAACUUCACGCCACCACGUUGUAUAUUCAAAAUGUCAGAAUUCUAUCGUUAUUCAUGUCACUCAAAAAGAUGCAUAAAUGUAGUACACUAUUUGUCGGUCUUCGUUGCAUAUUUUAUACUUUCAGUUUUUACGAUUACGUAGACCCUUCUUGUGUGUUUAAUAAAGUGCACAUAUUUUAACUUAUAAA